AUGUCGUCUGGAACGAUGCGGGAGCGCGUCGAGAUCAGCCUCAACGAGCACCGCUUCCUCACGUACAAGCUCCUCGAAUCGCUUUCCCACACGAGCGCCAAUGUGAACCCUGCCAUGCUACGUUCGACGAACGACUACUUUGAUUUGGUUGUGGCCAAGGACAAGCAGCUCCUCAACACGGUCAAGCAGCUGAACCAGCAUCAAUCCGCACAGAAGGAACUGGACGCGCUCAAAGCACAGAUUGCCGACAAAGAACAAAAGAUCGUGCGAUAUGCCAAGGAGCUUCGAUCCGGGCAACAGUCCAUCGCGAGCGCUUUGGCCAAGCAUCGACGGACAUUGGAGCAGUGCCACCAGGACUCCUCGUCGAAAGUCGUGUUGGAUCCGUUAGAGGUCGUGGCAUAUGCACACAAGAUCGCCGGUUCAACGAGCGCGCCGCCCAACUGGAAGCCAGAGUAUCCCAUGUUUGGCUUUGUCCCGCCGGCUCCAACGCCCGAAAUGAUGCGAGCUGGCGUCCUCAGCCGCGGCAUUAUCGAAGCGACAGUGACGAAAGAGUCGCAGUACGACUCGUUCAAGAAGGGCCAACAAGGCGGGUUGGCGAGCCCGUUGGUCGAACGCGGUAUAUCAGGAGCGAUCGCUUACACCGGCUUGGGCGGCGCCACCGGAGAUACGAACGCCAUCCUACCAGGCUGGCGAGACGGCGACGUCGAGCUGUCGGUAGAGGCUCUGGUCAAGUUGCGCGGCCCCACCGUGUUUGCCGAAUUCGACAUUGCGCUGCCCGGUCAUUUGCGACCGAACGACCCGAUUCCCUCCGACAUUUUGGACGCGCUUCGCGUCAAGCUGGACGCACAAAAGAAGCGCAAAGCUGAGAGGGAGGCCGACAGCCCCGACGCCAAAAAGGCCAAGGAAGUGGACAGCAGCUCGAGCUCGAGCGACAACGAUGGUGGCUCUGACUCGUCCGACGAAGAGAGCGAAGCGGACAAAGUGCAAACGAUUCAAUGGUCCCUAUCGGACGACGAAGACGACAGCGACUAG
Molecule: messenger RNA, 1032 nt
Organism: Aphanomyces invadans
Lineage: Eukaryota; Oomycota; Saprolegniomycetes; Saprolegniales; Verrucalvaceae
Exons: 9
Coding region: 1-1032 (343 amino acids)
Biological process (GO): regulation of transcription by RNA polymerase II
Cellular component (GO): mediator complex; core mediator complex
Molecular function (GO): transcription coregulator activity
Source: RefSeq, a predicted model, not a curated record